AACUACACCCCUUGUAGUGCAAUAUAAGAGAGAUUGCACAUACACUUCCUGGUAUUUUUGAUUUGUGGGACCCUACUAUGUGCAGGGCAUUUUAACCUGCCUGGAUCACCUAAAGACAGCUAUGACUAACUGGUAUCAACUGUCAACCUAACUUUUGAAAGCAGAGGCACAGUUAAUGACCUAAAAAAUGGAAAAUGAAACAUAUACCUUAACUGGAUACUUUGUUAAUGUGCAUACUGCACAUUAAUAGAAAUGUGUAUAGUGUCUGUUUUGCUUGAAGACUGUACAGGAAGCUAAAGAUGUUGACAAAAUUGCAACUGUGAAUGAGUAGUAAGGUCUCAGGGUGAAUUUGACCAGAUGGUCUCAGUCUGCUGCUGGCACAUUGUGUAAACAGGUGGGACCUGAGUGACUGCAGAUUUCAUGCGAGAAGAGCAAUUUUUAUUUUUGUUUGUUGAGAGUAGUAGAAGAACUUGUGCCCAUCAUGCUGAGUACCUUGGGAAAAGCCAUGGCAAGGGGAGACCUGCCAUUUAUACUACCCAUGACCAAAGCAAAGCCACAGAGCAAUACAGAUGAGCUUGAAGUAGAGGUGAGGGGCACCAAUGGAGCUUUCUAUCAGGGAUUUGUCAGAGACAUACACAAGGAUGCCAUCACUGUUGCUGUUGGAAACACCUGGCAGGCUGAGAAGCGAAUACUAUUCCAAGAUGUAAGAUUUCCACCUCCUCCUUCUUACAAUAGGAAUAUCAGUGUAGGUAAUGAAGUAGAGGUAUAUACCAGAGUAAAUGAAAAAGAGCCACGGUGCUGGUGGCUUGCUAAGGUUUUAAAAAGAAUGAAGGAAAAUAUUGUUGUAGCAUUUACAGCUUAUGGCAAUCGUUAUACCAAGAAUGUCACAAUCAAACAACUGCGUCUGGUCAAUCCAAACAAACCGUUAGGAAAAAAUGAUUUCUGUAAAGUCACAUUGGACGUGCCCACAGAUUUACAGCAUGUGUUUGCAGAGGAAUUCCUGCUCGAAGACUUUAAAAAGGCAAUCGGGGCAUUUUCUGUAAGGUACGACUGGGUGAGCAGCCAGAUCAUCAUUUUGUCUUCCAAUGAAUUUACUGGGAAAUGGGUAAACAUGCUAAAAGACAACCUUUUCCACAGUCUUAAGCUCAAGCAGUUUCUUAAGGUAGGCAAGAAAAAGGCCAGGGAAAAACUAGAGAAAUUCUCGGCUAAAUAUCAUGACCAGGUCAUGGUAAAACAACGACUAAUAGGUCUUGCAAUUGGGAAGAAGGGCUCCAACAUUCAGAAAGCAAAAAAGAUACCAGGAAUAAUAGCAAUUGACUUUGAUCAAGAGAACCGCACUUUUCAUAUUUAUGGAAACAGCAGAGAGUCAGUGAGUAAAGCCAAAGCCUACAUGGAAUUCAAAGAGAAAGAGCUUCAAGUGUCGCAAAUCUUGGUAGGAAAAGCCUUUUCAAAAAACAGAAACUUCAUUCGGCAAAUUGCAAAAAAAUCUGGUGUUGUGUAUAUCCGUACUGAAGAUGAAGAAUAUCUGUCCACAGAAGGGCAUCUAGUAAACUUUAUAAUUGUAGGACGGAGGGACAAUGUUGUUGCUGCAUAUGUCCUUCUGGAGUGUCACCUUAACAAUAUAAGCCUACUGAAACCACUGCGUGUGGGGAGUCUGCAGAUUGAUCAGCCCCUUCAACAAAGCAGUGUCUGCCCAACACACGUAGCAAAUCAUCCUGAUACAGAGAGUGGGGAGCUGCUUUCAGACCAUGAAGCUGAACUCCUUGAUUGGUCUGCUGCUCCGUUUGAAGAAUAAGAUAUUCAAAAAGAUUGGAUAGGAAACAGCAUGAACUGAUAAGCAAUUAUAUCAACGACAAUAUGUUUUUAAAAGCGAAAAUAAAACCAUAUUCACUUAA
Molecule: messenger RNA, 1895 nt
Organism: Xenopus tropicalis (tropical clawed frog)
Lineage: Eukaryota; Metazoa; Chordata; Amphibia; Anura; Pipidae
Gene: frx1l
Product: FMR1 autosomal homolog 1
Biological process (GO): regulation of translation
Cellular component (GO): presynapse
Molecular function (GO): RNA binding; mRNA binding; nucleic acid binding
Source: RefSeq, marked predicted